This is a messenger RNA of Saccharomycopsis crataegensis, 1851 nucleotides long. RefSeq lists its product as uncharacterized. Gene Ontology annotation, cellular component: i-AAA complex. Gene Ontology annotation, molecular function: misfolded protein binding. The record is from RefSeq and is a predicted model, not a curated record. Gene Ontology annotation, biological process: protein quality control for misfolded or incompletely synthesized proteins. The coding region runs from base 1 to 1851 and encodes 616 amino acids. The transcript has a single exon. NCBI's taxonomy places the organism in Eukaryota, Fungi, Ascomycota, Saccharomycetes, Ascoideales, Saccharomycopsidaceae.
AUGCUACGCAGGUUACGACCUCUCGGGUCCCAGAAGGCUUCACUCGCAAAAAGAGCUUCGUCUUCGUACGGGAGCCCUAAUAACAACCCUGGUCUCUAUAAUACUUACAACAAUAACAAUUAUACCAGUCAUCAGAAUAACCAAUAUAAUCCCCACCAAUAUAAUAGCCAAUUUAACAAUAAUAACAAUAACAACCAGUACAAUCCCAAUCAAUACAACAGCCAAUACAACAAUAACCAAUAUAAUAACCAAUACAACAACCACCAAAAGAAACCCUUCUUUUCCUUCAGAAAAUUUGCUACCGUGAUUUCCGUGUCAACGAUAUCCUACUUUUUCUACCUUCAAUGUUUCAAUCCUAUAAUAGACCCAUUCCCAAUACAAAUACGUUUACUCCUUCAACAGGCAGUACAAUGUCAAUCUGAUCCGGCUAAGGCAUUGAAAUUAUACAUCGAGGCUCUUGAAGUAGCAGAUUCCCUUGAUAUUGAUCCGGUUUCCGACCAGUACACCGAAAUCCAAUUGCAAAUCGCUACUAAUUAUGAAGCAUUGGGGUUGGAUUUAAAAGCACAAAUGAUUUACUUGGAAAUAAUGAGAGCUUAUGAACACGCCUUAUUAACCAACAAAGUCGACAUUUAUGACCGCCCAUACAUCAUUCAAAAACUUUUGAGAGUAUUAAUAAAAAACGCAUUGCUAUGUGGCGAGACCAUUCCCGAUCACAUGUCGCUAUUAAUACUUCAAUACUUGCAAGAAACUCAAAAUGAAGUUAUCAACAGACUUGGUGGAUUGGAUGUGUAUCCAGGCGCUGAAGAUGAUGGACCACCAUUCAGCCAGAGCGCCCCAAGAAAUAAAAUCUUGGGAGCCAGUUCAGAAUUGGCAUCGUCUCAUAGACCAGGUCAACUGAAUAAUAACAGAAACAGAAGCAAUUUGCCUUCCAAUGGCUUUCCAUACCCUAUAAGUACAGCUGCCACCGGCCUGCUUGAUGAUGAUGAUGAUGAUUUGACCCCAACACUACUUGAUUUAAAUGCUGCGUGGGCGCCUUUUGCCCCGGAAUUUUUCACCGCUAGAGAUUUGUUCCUUUGUCUCACCAGUACUUCAAAUCGUUUCAAUGUUCACUCGUCGAUGCAAGGCGCUGCCUGCCAGGCAACAGUUACCACCAACCAAUGGAUGAGCAAUGCUGGAGCCCAUCCAGCAGAAGUCAUGAAAAGUUAUAAUGCUUGUGGAUCAAUAUUAUAUACUAUGGGUAUCCAGAUUGAGAGGUUGGGUGAUUAUUUGGCUGAUUCAUCGACAUCUGAGUCUGAUAACGCCCUUCAACUCUCUGACAGUUUGCUUCGUAAUUCUGCCGAAGCUUACAAAGUGGUGAUUGACAUCUCGAAGAAAAACCUGAGCAUUAAGAAUUUGUCCCUCCCACUAAGUGCCCUAAGACCUGUUGAUAUAACUGAUAUUCUUGUGGCUACACGACAGGAGUUAAAAGAUAAACAAAAGAAUAAAGAUGAGACCUCCUCGCAGUCGAGGUUCUCAAUUUUAAAUGCGUUGCGCUUCCAAGUGGCAAGUGAAGCAGUAUACCAGAAAGUCAUGAAGAAGAAGGCUUCAUUGUACCAAAAAGAAAUGUUGCGGCAAACGGCAGUCGCACACUAUGGUCUCGCAUUGGUGUCGCUUAAUGAUGGGGAUUUCCACACCGCAGAAAGAAUGUUAAGACACGCCCGAAUCAUAGCCAAAGACGUAAAUGAUGAUAUUAUAAUUGGGAGAGUCGAAGAAGAAUUGGAAAAAUUGUCAAAGCAGAAAGAAUCUGUGAAAGAUGGAGAUAGACACACUGGGCCGGGAGUCGGUGUUGAAUGGUUCUUGGAGUUUGAAUGA